Molecule: messenger RNA, 2066 nt
Organism: Theobroma umbraticum
Lineage: Eukaryota; Viridiplantae; Streptophyta; Magnoliopsida; Malvales; Malvaceae
Gene: PEX14
Product: peroxin 14
Biological process (GO): protein import into peroxisome matrix, docking
Cellular component (GO): peroxisomal membrane; peroxisomal importomer complex
Molecular function (GO): signaling receptor binding
Source: RefSeq, a predicted model, not a curated record
CGAUUUUCGGACCAAAAAUUUGGCGUCUUCCUUUUCUUUUCCACGUUUACGUAUUAGCAAUCACAAGGCCCAAAGCCACCAGCGACGAAGAAGAAGAUGAGAUUGAGCUUGAGAUUGUUGGAAUAAAAUAGAUGGUGAGAAGAUGAUGGUGGCAGCAGCAUCGAUAUAAGCAAAACCCGUUUCUUCGGACUCUUUUCUUUUCGUAUCAUCUGUCGUCACCAACCUUUGAGCUUGUUAUGGCGACGACUCAGUCCCCUGCUCCUCCCUAUUCCACCGAAGAUAAGCCCCAAACUACUCCAGAGGUUGUACAACAAGCAAAUGAGGUUCAACAAGAUGUUAGGCCAGAGGCUGCUAAGCCGAAUGUUCCAGCAUCUGUGUUUGUGAACUCCGAACCGAUAAGAGAGGACCAGGUUUCGAAUGCUGUCAAAUUUCUUUCACAUCCCAAAGUUAGGGGUUCCCCUGUUAUUUAUAGACGAUCAUUUCUCGAGAGGAAAGGCCUUACAAAGGAGGAAAUUGAUGAAGCUUUUCGGCGUGUGCCUGACCCUCCUCCUAGUACACAGCCUGCUAGUUCGAACCAUGAUGGACAAGUGAAGCCUUCAUCUAGCGUUCAAACUCAAGCCACAAUGCAAACUCCCCAGCCUGUAGCAGCUGCUCCUACUGGUAUUGUGUCUGCCGGGACACUUGCACGGAGGCAGUUUCGCUGGUAUCACGCUGUUUUUGCUGUAGGGGUACUGGCAGCUUCAGGAGCUGGCACAGCUGUAUUAAUCAAGAAUGCUAUUAUCCCAAGGUUGAAGUCUUGGAUUCGUAAAGUUGUGUUGGAAGAAGAGAAUGAAAAUGCCAAGAAAAGUGAUGCAAAACCAAGUUUGGCAGAAGAGGCAGCUGCUGCAGCAAAAGCAGCUGCAGCUGCAGCUGCUGAUGUUGCAAGAGCAAGCCAGGAAAUGUUGAACUCCAAAAAUGAAGAGAGAAGGCGCUUUGAGGAGUUUAUGAAUCUGAUAGAUGUGCAAGUACAAGAAAUGAAGUCAAUGAGUAAUGCCAUAAGGAAAUUGGAAGGACAAGCUAAUAGCUCUAGCAGAACAUUUGUUGAUCAUGAAGAUCACAGAGUAUCUGCCUCAAGUACAAAGCAAUCCUAUGUGAAUGGCAUGGCAGAUGCUGAUGUGCGCUCAGUGAGAUCUGCCUCACCGCCUGCAUCUGCGGAACCACCUCACCCAAAGUCAUAUAUGGAGAUUAUGGCCAUGGUCCAGAGAGGGGAGAAACCUUCAAAUAUCAGAGAAAUCAAUGAUAUGCCUCCCAACCCUAACCAGCAACCAUCAAAUCCUCGCAUAGCACCAAGAACUAAGCCUUGGGAGGCCCAAAAUGGCUCCAGCCAGGUACUCCAGUCUCAUGGAAGUGGCGAUGGCUUGAUUCAAAAAGUUCAAGACAAUGGGUUAAACUAUUUGGUUGACGAUGAGAGCUCGACACCUUGGUGGCAACGGAAAAAUGUCAGAAUCACAGAGGUUGAAAAUGAAGAUGAACUUAAGGCUGGACCUUAUGGGGUGAAAACCAAUGAACCACCAGUUCAACGUACAUGGGUUCCUCCCCAGCCACCACCUGUGGCAAUGCCAGAAGCUGCUGAAGCCAUUCGACGCCCAAAAUCGUCUGCUCUGAAAGACGCUGCUAAACAGGAGGAAUUGGCUGAUGAUCAGUCAGUGGCUCGCCCUUUAGAGGCAACUGAUGAGUUACAGAGGAUCACAAAAAUAUCUGAGUCUGCAGGUGUAGUGGACAUAAAUGGGGGUUUUCCGGGCAUGAGCUCCACUGAGAUACAAGAACAAGAACAGAGCAACUAAGAGAACUGAAGCCAGAUAAACUUUCCAGGGUAAGCCUGAUUUAAGGUUUACCAACACAUCUGUUUAAAAAUGAUAAAAAGUACCAAAGAAUAUUUUCUGUCAACAUCUAAACUACUGUGCUUUAAAAUUGAGCAUCCUUGGAGUAUAGGAAGACCUUUCUUUUCAUAACAAGUUCUGUAUGUAGAAUAAUAAAAAUAACAAUUUAUUCUGUGCUAGUUAUUGAAAGUAUCAUCUUGCCUUUUA